This is a messenger RNA of Racocetra fulgida, 423 nucleotides long. The record is from the annotation of a GenBank genome assembly. Lineage: Eukaryota; Fungi; Glomeromycota; Glomeromycetes; Diversisporales; Gigasporaceae.
AUGGAUAGUUUACGUGAUUUGGGUGAGUCAACUUCUAACUUAGAUAAAGAAAUAUCUGUUAAUAAUAAUAAUUUAGAACCUGAAAUAUUGACUGUUUUAUAUAGAAAUCAUCAAAUUUCUUUUAAAGAAAUAGAAGUUGCUGUUAGUAGUCACAAUAUAUCAUUAAAGCAGCAAGAGGAGGAUGUUAAUAUGUUGGUGGUGGAUUUAACCUCUCAAGAUUCAGAUUCAGAAAUUAAGCACCAAUUGAAUAUAUAUUUAGAUCUCAACAAUUCAUAUAUUCUAACAAAAGAAAAGCUUAAAGAUUCUGAAAUUAUUAAAAUAAUUUUGGAUAAAGCAAAUAAAGAUAAAAAUAGUAAUCUUGAAGAUACAAAUGAAGAAAAAUCGGAAAUUUCUGCUUCAAAGGAUUUAAAAAGUUUAAAUUAG